ACCUCACCUGUUCUAAUCAUUCAGGUGGGGUUUUAAUGGUUUCUGGUUCUGCUGCAGUCUAACCAUUCAGGUUUAACUCCUUUCAGCCCACAUUCAAUUUUUUUUACUUAGUCCCGCCCAUCAUACUUUUAAAAACACACCUGAGGAGAUCUCACAGAUGCGAAGGACAGGCUACAAUGGAUUACACAGAACAGGUCGCUGAGAUUGAAGCCUCCGCCCACUUUGGAGACCUGAUUGAAUUCAGCUAUCCUAUUGGCUACUCUCACUGGGGUGUCUACGAUGGGGAUGGAUACGUCAUACAUUUUGCAGUUGCAGACGAGACCCAGGUGAUGAACACUUUCCGAGGCUACCUCCAAACCGUGUUCCCGGUCUGCGGGGAUCUACUCAUCGGGGAGACCAAAAUCCGCCGGGUGCCUGUCAAAGAAGUCACCGUCCCAAAGGGGGCGCACAUCUUAGUGUGCAACAACCGGCACGCUCUAAAACCAUCCACCCCAGAGGAGAUGAGGAUCCGCCGAGACGCGCUGCUGGAUAAAGAGCUCAAUUAUAAACUCUUCUCGCUGAACUGCGAACACUUUGCUACAUUCGUGCGAUACGGGAAAGCAGUGUGUAACCAGAUCCCAGGAAAGACCAAAAAUAAGGAGUGUGAGGAGGCCACCAAAGUAUUUGCGGAGAUUGUGACUAACUAUUACUCGUGAUUUGAUUAUGUAACAAAAACAGUGCAAACACAUGUUUAAUUGUAAUAUAAAUAAAUAAAUAUUAAAUUUCUUAAA
This is a messenger RNA of Astyanax mexicanus (Mexican tetra), 770 nucleotides long. RefSeq names its product lecithin retinol acyltransferase family protein. The transcript is spliced from 4 exons. NCBI's taxonomy places the organism in Eukaryota, Metazoa, Chordata, Actinopteri, Characiformes, Acestrorhamphidae. Gene Ontology annotation, cellular component: cytoplasm. Gene Ontology annotation, molecular function: A2-type glycerophospholipase activity; glycerophospholipid phospholipase A1 activity. The record is from RefSeq and is a predicted model, not a curated record. Gene Ontology annotation, biological process: N-acylphosphatidylethanolamine metabolic process. The coding region runs from base 177 to 695 and encodes 172 amino acids.